Molecule: messenger RNA, 1575 nt
Organism: Phacochoerus africanus (Common warthog)
Lineage: Eukaryota; Metazoa; Chordata; Mammalia; Artiodactyla; Suidae
Gene: SERPINA11
Product: serpin family A member 11
Exons: 5
Coding region: 167-1435 (422 amino acids)
Biological process (GO): negative regulation of endopeptidase activity
Molecular function (GO): serine-type endopeptidase inhibitor activity
Source: RefSeq, a predicted model, not a curated record
AAAAAAGGUCACUUCCUGUUUGCUGCACAUUGUCUUCAGACCGGUUCCAGGAAUUGACCUGACAAAUAUUGACGAGGCUGCCGCGAUCGUCAAACACUAUUUUCCUGUGGGUAAGAGGCGACGCAGUCCUGAAGACCCAGGGCCCCAGCCCAGGGACCUUGCUAGGAUGGGGCCAGCGCGGCUGUGGCUGCUGGGAGCAGGGAUCCUGGCCUCUGUCCACUGUCAGCCCUUUCCUGCCCAUGGAUCUAAGAGUCUGGGGGUGCCUGAAGCCCCUGGCCGUCAGCUCUCAGGGGCCCGCCCGGCCUACCACAAAAUCACACCCACCCUCACCGACUUCGCUUUGCGUUUGUAUAAGCAGCUGGCCGCCGAAACCCCAGGAAACAUCUUCUUCUCCCCAGUGAGCAUCUCCUCCACCCUGGCCCUGCUCUCCCUGGGGGCGCAGGCCGACACCCCGACGCAGAUCCUGGAGGGCCUCGGCUUCAACCUCACGGAGAUCCCAGAAGCCGACAUCCACCGGGGCUUUCAGAGCCUCAUCCGCACCCUUGACCUGCCCAGCUCUAAACUUGAAAUGAAAGUAGGCAACUCCUUGUUCCUGGACAAGCAGCUAAAGCCUCAGCAGCACUUUUUGGACAACAUCAGGGAGGUGUACGGGGCUUUGGCCUUUUCUGCCAACUUCACGGACUCUGGAACAACUAGGAGGCAGAUUAAUGACUACCUGAGAAAGCAAACCUACGGGCAGGUGGUGGACUGCCUGGAGGAGUUCGCCCAAGACACACUUAUGGUUCUCUUGAAUUAUAUCUUCUUCAAAGCCAAGUGGAAGCAUCCUUUCAAUCCCUACCAGACCCAGAAGCAAGAGAGCUUCUUUGUGGAUGAGCGGACCUCUCUCCGAGUCCCCAUGAUGCGCCAAAAGGAAAUGCACAGAUUCCUCUACGACCAUGAGGUGGCCUGCACCGUCCUCCAGAUAGAAUACAGUGGAAACGCCCAGGCCUUGCUGAUCCUCCCUGACCCCGGGAAAAUGGCACAGGUAGAGGCCGCUCUGCAGCUGGAGACCCUGAGGAAAUGGGAUCAAUUGCUCCUGCCCAGCCUGUUGGAUUUGCAUUUGCCAAGGUUUUCCAUUUCUGGAACGUAUAACCUGGAAGAGAUACUUCCCCGUAUUGGUCUCACCAACUUAUUCAGCUUAGAAGCUGACUUAUCAGGAAUCACUGGGCAGCUCAACAGAACCAUCUCCAGGGUGUCCCACAAGGCGGCAGUGGACAUGAGUGAGCGGGGAACUGAGGCUGCGGCAGCCUCUGGCCUCCUCUCCCAACCCCAGUCUCUGAACACGACAUCGGCCCCACAUGCCCACUUCAACCGGCCUUUCCUGGUGCUCCUUUGGGAGGUGACCACCCAGAGCCUCCUCUUCCUGGGAAAAGUCGUCAACCCAGCAGCAGGGUGACCAUUACGGGAGGCCAGGGGAUGUCUUAUCCCCUUCCUAAAAACAGGAGGGCUAGCACUAGCCUGCAUCUCAGGGCUGCUGUGUGGUACAGGUAAUCAGUGUGCAAAGAUGCUAAUAAAAUUGACCUUGGGUUUUGUGAA